This is a messenger RNA of Hydra vulgaris (swiftwater hydra), 1083 nucleotides long. Its product is annotated as zinc finger protein 616. Gene Ontology annotation, biological process: regulation of transcription by RNA polymerase II. Gene Ontology annotation, molecular function: DNA-binding transcription factor activity, RNA polymerase II-specific; RNA polymerase II cis-regulatory region sequence-specific DNA binding. Gene Ontology annotation, cellular component: chromatin; nucleus; PcG protein complex. The record is from RefSeq and is a predicted model, not a curated record. Lineage: Eukaryota; Metazoa; Cnidaria; Hydrozoa; Anthoathecata; Hydridae.
AUAAAAGCGGUUUUAGUUGUAAAGUCUUCAGGGCAACGCUUAGGACUUUUUCAGACUAUUUUAUUAGAAGAGUAUUCUGGGUGAGGAAUAAGAAAUCAUGGAGUUCAGGAAAAUUAUGCAUCAAAAGAUGGAAGAUCUUAGAAGAACUUAUGGAUUAAAUAGAACCUUUUACCGGAGUCCCAACCAUUGCAUAUGCACUUGUACUAAGUUGAAUCGAGAUCGCACUUUUUUUGAAGAAACCUUUGGAAAAAUUCACAAUCAUCUACACCCAAAAGAAAUUCAUGCAAAAGCAGUUUUUCGAAAAAGAAUUGUACCUCGUCAAUUACACUAUAAUAACGAUGUCUCAUUUGUAGACCAUUUAGAAAAAAGUAAGCGAUUAAAUAGAUCAGUAAAUAAUGGCUUUUGUAAGAGUAUUGUUUUGAUUCGAAAUAACGUAGCAAGGGAUUUCCGUUUUGCACGAGAAAAUGAACGAAUUAAAAUAAAUCAUUUAAAUAACGAACAAUACAGUCUUCAAAUAAAAUCCACAGUUUCAUCUACAAAAAAGUCUGGAGAGGACCAAGCUUCUGUUAUCAAUCAAAAAGGAAAAAGAUUUCAAUGUUUGUAUUGUGUAAAAAGUUUUAGCAAAUCAUCACAUCUUCGUGAUCACCAUCGUACCCACAGCGGAGAAAAACCGUUUGUAUGCCAAUUCUGUGAAAAAGCGUUUUCUCAGUUUUCUAACUUGCGGACACACAUACGCAUUCACACAGGAGAGAAGCCGUACGAAUGCUUUGUUUGUAAAAAAUCGUUUACACAAAGAGUGACAUUAAAAAGUCAUUUAAAAGUACAUUAACAUAAUUAAAUUUGAGACUUUUCGUAGCGAGGCUGACAAUUACCACCCCCUCUAUUUAAAAACCCGUGACGCGGGCCCUGUUCAGUACAGAAAAAAUUAUGUUAAUUAUGUAAUAUAUACUUUACGAGUAAGAAAAUAUUCAGCUAUUAGGACUAUAAUACGUUAAAUUGUAUCACCAUCUACAGUGAAAGUAAUUUAAUCAUAGUAUUUUCUAAAAACAACUUAAAAUUAAAAGCUAUUUUUGUAAUAUAAAA